Messenger RNA from Kuraishia capsulata CBS 1993, 969 nucleotides. RefSeq lists its product as uncharacterized. Lineage: Eukaryota; Fungi; Ascomycota; Pichiomycetes; Pichiales; Pichiaceae. The record is from RefSeq and is a predicted model, not a curated record. Gene Ontology annotation, cellular component: nucleolus. The transcript has a single exon. Gene Ontology annotation, molecular function: rRNA binding. Gene Ontology annotation, biological process: ribosomal large subunit assembly; maturation of LSU-rRNA from tricistronic rRNA transcript (SSU-rRNA, 5.8S rRNA, LSU-rRNA). Bases 1 to 969 code for a protein of 322 amino acids.
AUGAUUAGAACUAUAAAACCCAAGAACAAUCGUUCUAAGAGAGCUCUUGACAAGAAGGAGUCAAGGAUUGUCGAGAACGUCAAAACCGCUCUCUUCAUUACCGGUAAGACUGGAAACAAGAUUACGCACGAUGCAAUGAUAGAUUUGAGUGCCCUGAAGAAGCCAGACAUCAAGAGAUUUGACAAAAAGAACGACAUCCUUCCUUUUGAGGAUCCUUCGAAGCUUGAGUUCUUCAGCGAGAAGAACGAUGCCUCUUUGCUGGUGUUUUCAUCGCACAAUAAGAAAAGACCCAACACUCUCACAUUCUCCAGAACCUUCAACUACCAGCUGUAUGACAUGGUUGAGCUUUCCAUUCUGAGCAACUACAAACUGCUACAGGAUUUCAAGAAGCGCACUUUCGAUGUUGGUAUGAAACCCAUGUUCGUUUUCAAUGGGCCAGUUUUCGAUUCUCAUCCGGUAUACAUGCAGUUGAAGUCUCUGUUCCUCGACUUCUUCAGAGGAGAGGUGACAUCCAUGCUUGAUGUCAAGAGUUUACAGCACAUAAUUGCUGUGAGUGCCGGAGAGCUUGAUGAUGUUGAUAACUCGCUGUCCAAGUUGCCUAUUGUUCAUUUCAGAGUUUACAAAUUGAAAACUUUGAAAUCCCCAGAGCCUAAGCUGCCAAGAGUCGAACUCGAGGAGAUUGGACCAAGACUCGACUUCAAGGUGGGCAGACAUGUAUCGCCCAGUCCUGAGGCCGAAAAGGAUGCUCACUUGGUUCCUAAGCAACUUCAACCCAAGGAGAAGAAGAACGUGGAGACUGAUUUCAUGGGUGACAAGGUUGCUCGUAUUCACGUUGGCCAACAGGACUUGUCCAAGCUGCAGACACGUAAGAUGAAGGGUUUGAAGGCCAGAUAUGACCAGAAUGAGGUGGAAGUUAGCGAUGACGAGAUUGACGAGGAACACGCCGAAGCGAAGAAGAGAAAGUUGUAA